AAUAUAUCUUAUGCACUUAUUGAGUAUCGAGUUUGCUCGCUUUUACCUAUUUAUUGACAAGUGAUAAGACAUAUAUCCAGGCAGACCCAAUUGGGCGAAUAUCGAAUCCAUUGCCAGCGUGGAAUAUUUGGACAAUACUGAUAAGGCGAAGCCCUUUUUUCCCUCGAUAGAAACAAGAAGAAAGUCGCUGUCUUCAAUGGCCUUAUCAAUUAUCUUCGAUUGGCUCAAUUCAGAUACAGGUGUGCUUACCGAAGUCCAACGACGACGACGACGACGAUGGGACUUAUCAAUUGUAUAAAACCAUGCAGCAAUCGAAAUCCGUAGUCCAGUUAGUCGAUCGUUAGUUAGCCCUUCGGUAGGCUUGGUGCGUUUUGUGUGUGUGGUGAUAGAAGCAGCAGCAGCAGAAUCAAAAUGGAUCACAACCAUAACCAUGGUGGAAUGGAUGAUAUGGAGAUGCUCUGCCCGAUGCAGAUGUCCUUCCAUGGAGGCUCCUGCGAGAUUAUACUGUUCCCGUCGUGGGCCACCACCGAGACGGGCCAGUUUGUGGGCGCGUGGAUUGGGUUCUUCCUGAUGGCGCUGCUGUACGAGGGACUCAAGUUCUAUCGGGAGAUUCUGGCCCAGCAGGAGUCCAAGAGCUGCGCCCAGGGCGAGAAGAGGAGUAUGAGGCAUUUCAUGACGGACAAGGUGCACAUCCUGCAGGCGGUUCUGCACUUGAUUCAGGUUUCGGUUUCCUACGUUCUGAUGUUGAUAGUGAUGUUGUUCAAUCUGUGGCUGUGUUUGGCGAUUGUAACCGGCGCUGCCGUUGGGUACUACUUCUUCGGCUGGAUUCGCCAGAGCAAGAUGGACCCGAACGAGUGCUGCAAUUGACAACUGGAUGACGCUGGGAGCCGGAAUGACGAAGAUGCAGGCGAAAGAGAUGGACUAACGUUGGGCUGCCGAUGUGAUUGAAGGAUUUUUUUUUGUUUUAGUUCGCGGAUUGUAAACAAUGCAAUCGAUUGAGAUGAAACCUCCACUUCCGUAGAUUUAAGUGAUCGCAAGUAUCGUUGUAUAGUAAUAGUAGGAUUUGAAUUUCGUUUCGUAGGUAGGAAUUUUGAAAAUAUACUGUGUAAAUAGAUUUGUACAUAACCACAA
This is a messenger RNA of Ochlerotatus camptorhynchus, 1131 nucleotides long. It is a transcript of the gene Ctr1B, whose product is annotated as Copper transporter 1B. The record is from RefSeq and is a predicted model, not a curated record. Gene Ontology annotation, cellular component: plasma membrane. Gene Ontology annotation, molecular function: copper ion transmembrane transporter activity. Gene Ontology annotation, biological process: copper ion transmembrane transport. The transcript has 3 exons. The coding region runs from base 412 to 867 and encodes 151 amino acids. Lineage: Eukaryota; Metazoa; Arthropoda; Insecta; Diptera; Culicidae.